AUGGAGCCUUUCACCUUUGCCAGCUCAUCGGAGCUGCGAACACGUGUGGGAAUCAAGGUCAACCGACUCGAGGGCUACGAGAAGCCACUGCCCUACUCGACUCUCCUCAAACGCCCUGACCUGAGACAUCGCGGUAGUAAUUUGAGUCCAAACUCGGAGCUGUAUAUCACGGUCCAGCCAUACGCCGAUUCGAAGCCGCUCACAGUCCACACCCAAACCCCAUACAAGCACUUCCGCAACGGUCGCAUCUGGAAUACAUGGCUCACACUGCCAGUGGAUUAUAGCACGCUUCCCGUCAAUACUCAGCUCGCCAUCACCGUGUGGGAUCUCUCUCCCAUCAACCCAAAUGGCGGGGACAAGCAGCAUCACAUUCCAUUUGGUGGCACUACAAUUUCCCUGUUUGAUGAGGAUGCCACACUCCGAACAGGUCGUCAGAAGUGCCGCAUCUGGAGACACAAGGCUGCCGACGGCUUCUCUGACACUACAACCCCCUGGCAAGAGCCGCAAAGACGGGGUCGACGUGGGCAGCCGCAAGAGCCUGUAGUAGUCGACGAGCGCAGAAGUCGAAGAGAUGCAGAGCUGGAACGUCUAGUGGGGUUGAUGAAGCAGCAUGAAGCGGGGAGUAUCGCGGAGAAUCGCUGGCUGGACAAUAUGGUCUUCAGGCAGGUGGAGAAGCUGGAACGGCAGCAAAUCAAAGACUCAACACGGCCAAAUCAAGCGAAGACGAACGGCGAAGAAUCGGAUCUGCAAUGCGCUGAAGGUGAUCCUGACCACGUCGAUGGUAUCCACUUCCUCUACAUUGAGUUUCCACGAUUCGAUCACCCCGUUGUCUUCGCCGACUCCGAGUAUCCACCUCCACCACUGACCCACAUCAAACCAACGAGUGGUGCCGGCUCCGUCAACUUCAAGCCGCCGCCAGAUAUUACGCUUGGUCCCGGAAUUCAAUCAGACGGCGAUACAGAUGGUGGCGGAACCUUGAUCAGCAUUUACGAUCCUGAAGUUGGCUAUGGCGAGAAUCCUGCCGAGUACAAGCAUCGCCGUCUGGUCAGAGGUCAGCGCAACGCUUUGGACAAAGACUUGAAACCGAACCCGAAGAUGCGCGACUACUUGAACAAGGUCAUCACCUACGGCCCGACAAUCGAGCUGACCGAUAAGGAAAAGGACGAAGUUUGGAGGUUCAGGCAUCACCUCAGCCGUAACAAGCGAGCUCUCACCAAGCUGCUUAAGUCGGUAAACUGGAACGAGCCUAGCGAAAGUCGUCAAGCCAUUGCUUUAUUGCCAAAGUGGGUUGACAUUGAUGUCGAUGAUGCCCUUGAGUUGCUAGGUCCAGGCUUUGAGAAUCCGACUGUGCGUGCAUAUGCAGUGGAUCGUCUUCGGAAAUCUGAUGACGAAGAGCUGCUUCUGUACCUCCUUCAGCUUGUCCAAGCCUUGAAGUUUGAGCCUCGGAAUGUCAGUAAGACAGACGGCGAGACAGACUCUUCGCUUGCCUCAUUCCUCAUCGUACGUUCGGCGGCAAACAUCAAGUUGGUCAACUUUUUCUACUGGUAUCUUCAAGUCGAGAUUGGAUUGAAGAAUACCCCCGAGAUACAACAGCUCUUCCAGCAGGUGAGCAGCGACUUCAUGAAGGAGCUGGACUCUACACCCGUCGGAGUUGAACACCGGAAGACAUUACAUCGACAAGGCGAUUUCAUCAAGGCUCUUACAGAUAUCUGUGGCGAACUACAACAGACGAAUGGUCGUCUCGGCAAGAUCGAGCGGUUGAAGAAGAUUUUGGCGAACCCGAAGAACAAACUUCUUGCCAUCGACCCUCCACUGCCAUUGCCUUUGGAUCCUUCAACCACAAUCACAGGCGUCAUCCCAGACGAUGUCAAUGUAUUCAAAUCCACACUGUCACCAAUUCUCUUGAAAUUCAGGACCACUACCGGCGACGUUUACCCACUGCUAUUCAAGAAGGGUGACGACCUGCGACAGGACCAGCUCGUCGUCCAAAUCAUCGCACUUAUGGACCGUCUGCUUUUGAAAGAGAACUUGGAUCUCAAACUCACGCCCUAUCGAGUUCUCUCAACAUCCAAAGAAGCGGGUGCGGUGCAAUUCAUUCCAAACACUGUCCCGCUCAGCGUCAUCGACAAAGGCAACCCACUCUACAAAGGCUCGAUUCUUGAGUUCCUCCGUCAUCACAACCCACCUGCAGAAGGUCAGCAAAGCGUUCUCGGCGUGAACAAGGUCGCCAUGGACAACUAUAUCAAAUCUGUCGCCGGCUACUGCAUCAUAACCUACAUCCUCGGCGUCGGUGACCGUCAUCUAGAUAACUUGAUGAUGGCCGAAGAUGGUCGCUUCAUGCACAUUGACUUUGGCUUCAUUCUCGGCCGCGAUCCAAAAAUCAUGGCUCCUGCGAUGAAGCUUAGCAUGGGAAUGGUGGAUGGAAUGGGAGGCUUUCCCAACCCCAACAAUCCCAAGGAUCCUACGCAGUAUAAUGCUUUCCGGCAAUAUUGCUUUACGGCGUACACCACGCUUCGAAGGAGCAGUAGCUUGAUCUUGAAUCUGUUCAUGUUGAUGCAGGACGCCGGGAUUGAGGGACUGACUCUUGCUGGGCCCGGGGAUGCGGCUGUGAGGAAGGUUGAGGAGAGAUUUAAGUUGGAUGUCAGUGAGGAUGUUGCUGUCUCGUUACUCUCUGGGCUGAUGGAGAAGGAGAUCGCGGCUUGGGGAUCGGCUAUGAUUGACAAGUUGCAUAGCUUUGCUAUGGGGCUGAGGGGCGGAUGA
Messenger RNA from Ramularia collo-cygni, 2760 nucleotides. Its product is annotated as related to 1-phosphatidylinositol 3-kinase. Gene Ontology annotation, biological process: autophagosome assembly; phosphatidylinositol-3-phosphate biosynthetic process; phosphatidylinositol-mediated signaling. NCBI's taxonomy places the organism in Eukaryota, Fungi, Ascomycota, Dothideomycetes, Mycosphaerellales, Mycosphaerellaceae. The transcript is spliced from 2 exons. The record is from RefSeq and is a predicted model, not a curated record. Gene Ontology annotation, molecular function: 1-phosphatidylinositol-3-kinase activity. Gene Ontology annotation, cellular component: phosphatidylinositol 3-kinase complex, class III, type I; cytoplasm; endosome. The coding region runs from base 1 to 2760 and encodes 919 amino acids.